AUAAAGUUUUCCUUAGAUUCAUGUGGAGUACAUAGUGAUUGUGAUUCAUGUUUAUCAAGUUCAGAUCCUCUGAGAUGUGGCUGGUGUAGGGGAAAGUGUACAACAUACAAUGAAUGUGUUAAUGAUUUUAAUCGUAAUCAAUGUCCACCUUCUCUUCAUUCUAUUAAUCCUCUAAAUGGUCCAACUCAAGGUGGAACUUUAUUGACUUUGACUGGUCAAAAUUUUGGAAGCGCAAUAUUAAAAGAUAAAGCCAGUCUGACUGUUGAAAUUUCUAAAAUAAAAUGUGACAUUGAAAAUUGGAAUUCAACAUGGUUAAUAUGUCGAACUGGUCCUGCUCCUGUACAACAGAGACCAGUACAGAUAACAGUUACAGGUAGUACCAUGUUUGGUAGAAGCUACCAUGUAGAAGGCACUGAUUACUCUGAACAAUAUUUCUCUUAUCAGGAACCAAAAAUAGAGUCUUUUCAACCAAAACGAGGGCCUGUAGCAGGAGGGACUAACAUAAGGAUCAAGGGAGAUAAUUUGAAUAUAGGAGGAUUGCCAAAUGUGUCUGUUGCUGAUAAUUUUAUUUGUAUCAUUUUCAAUUUAACUAGUACACAGAUUGACUGUACAACUGUUCCUUGGCCAGAAACAUCUGGUUCCAUAUCAUCAAGAAGAAAAAGAUUUAUAAAUAGAGCUAAAGGAUAUGGUCCACUAUUGGUAAAAAUUGAUAAUGCUACCUUAAGUAUUGAUGAAAAUGGAGGAACUGACUUUUUCUACUUAGAAAACCCGACAAUUGAUCAUAUUUUACCACGUCAAUCUUUUGUUAGUGGUGGUAUACCAAUAACUGUGAGAGGAUCUAACUUGGAUUCAGUAGCUAGACCGUAUAUAGGAGGUUCGUUAGAUGGGAAAGACUUAACACAACAAGAGCUUUGUAAUGUUACGGAAGGAGGAGAAGCUAUGAUUUGUCCAGCUCUUGAUUUUAGUUCUGUCAUCACCAAUGCAGAGAAAACAGAUCCAGUGGAAGUCAAUUUGUGGUUUAUUAUGGAUGGUGUGGAAAAUUUACGCAACUUUCAUCAAACACAGGGAAAAUUAAGCAGUCUUACAUAUUAUCCAGAUCCAGUGUUUGAUAAAUUUCGUGGAGACUGGAAUGUUUUAGAGUUUGAUAUUUUACAAUCAAAUCUUCUCAUUGAAGGUGAUAAUAUAGGAUUAGGUUUUACACAGACAGAUAUAAAAGUUAUUGUAGGAGAUGAUAUGUGUAAAGUAAAAGAUUUAGAAGAAACUAAUAUUAAAUGUAUUCCGAGUAAUAAACCAACAUCUAUAAGUGAAAAUGAACCCAAGAGAAAAGUAGAGGUUCAUGUUGGUAAUCUUCAUUAUGAAAUAGGAUUUGUCAUAUAUACAGCAGGAGCAUCAGCUUCAACAUAUAAACUUGUUAUACUGGGUGUAAUAAUAGCUUUAAUCUGUAUAGCCGUUUUCAUUAUAUUAUGUAUAAUGAAGAAAAAACGUAUUGGUUUCUUUAAACCCCCACGUGAUGAUCGUAGUAUCAGAUAUACACAAGGUGAUCAUAUUGGUAUUGAUAGUUUAACACAACCUGGUGAACAUACUUUUAACCUAGAAAACAGACAAAUCAAUUAUACAGAAAGAGAUGCUAUUGCUGCAGCUGCACCUUCAACCCUUAUAGAUGAUGAUCUGUUAGCUUUAAUAACAAAUGAAAAUCUGCUUAUAGACAGUGAACAUUUAACUAAAACUGAAAUAUUGGGCAAAGGUAAUUUUGGCUGUGUAUAUAAAGGGUUUCUUACAUUGUCUGAACAAAAAGGAGAUAUAUUGGUUGCUGUUAAAACUUUACAUCAGAGUAAUCCUCGUGAAAUAGAGCUAAAUGCUUUUCUCCAAGAGGCUCUAUUAAUGAAAGAUUUUCAUCAUGAGAAUGUUCUAGAAUUAAUUGGGAUAUGUCUUGGAUUAGAUGCCAUGCCUCUUGUUAUUCUACCGCUUAUGGAACACGGUGAUUUACUCAGCUACAUCAGAGAUGAAACUAAUAACCCCACAAUUAAAGAUCUAAUACUGUUCGGUAUAGAUAUAGCUAAGGGAAUGGAAUAUUUAGCUGGCCUUAAGUUUGUUCAUAGAGAUUUAGCUGCCAGAAACUGCAUGUUGGAUCAAGAUUUCCGAGCAAAGGUGGCUGAUUUUGGUUUAGCAAGAGAUAUCUAUGAAAAAGAUUAUUACAGUUCAGACAAUAAAAAAAUGAAAUUACCAGUAAAAUGGAUGGCAAUGGAAAGUUUGGAAAAAGGAACGUACAGUGCUAAAUCAGAUGUGUGGUCGUUUGGUGUAGUUUUAUGGGAGUUGAUGACAAGGGGAGUUAAUCCGUAUCCCGAGGUAGAUAACUGGGAUGUUAUACGUUAUUUAAAGGCUGGAAGAAGAAUGGCUCAACCCCAAUACUGUCCUGAUCCUUUGUAA
Patella vulgata (common limpet) is the source of this 2427-nucleotide messenger RNA. RefSeq names its product hepatocyte growth factor receptor-like. The transcript is spliced from 15 exons. Gene Ontology annotation, biological process: positive regulation of kinase activity; cell surface receptor protein tyrosine kinase signaling pathway; protein phosphorylation. Bases 382 to 2427 code for a protein of 681 amino acids. Gene Ontology annotation, molecular function: transmembrane receptor protein tyrosine kinase activity; ATP binding. Gene Ontology annotation, cellular component: signaling receptor complex. The record is from RefSeq and is a predicted model, not a curated record. Lineage: Eukaryota; Metazoa; Mollusca; Gastropoda; Patellidae.